This is a messenger RNA of Lindgomyces ingoldianus, 2154 nucleotides long. Its product is annotated as eukaryotic translation initiation factor SUI1 family protein. NCBI's taxonomy places the organism in Eukaryota, Fungi, Ascomycota, Dothideomycetes, Pleosporales, Lindgomycetaceae. The record is from RefSeq and is a predicted model, not a curated record. Gene Ontology annotation, molecular function: translation initiation factor activity. Bases 64 to 2013 code for a protein of 649 amino acids. Gene Ontology annotation, biological process: formation of translation preinitiation complex; translational initiation. The transcript has 4 exons.
CAAAACCCAAGCUCAACAACGCGAACGAGGUACGGACAGCAACUCAUCUACGCCCUCACGACCAUGUUUAAAAAGAAACCAAAUAUCAAACCCUUGUCCCCGCUCAAGUCUUCCGACCGACGGCGCACGUCAGAUUCGAUCAUCGCGGACUUCGGUAUCGAGGUCCCGGUUGAUACAAAUACAGGCCAGGAGGAUAAAGCAGCUUCCACGGCAGGUCUUACAGCUCUGAGGAAGUCGCUCCUCCCCGAAAACGCACUUUCGGCUCGGUUCACGACUACGGCUGGGCCUAAUUUGAAACAAGUAUCAGGGACCGUGUAUGUGGGCAGUCAUGAGGGAACCCACGGCGAGCAGAGGAUACUGUGGGUCAAAGUGGGGGAGAACAUGUACCCCACCGUCUACACUCUCUGGCACAACCCCCAAAUUGUUCCCCUCCUUUAUACCCCACUCACCGUAGUGGAGAAGCUACAAGGUGGAGCAGAUCUCAUGACUCCAGGCCUGCAGCGUGGCCCUCCCUUUCCAAAGAAAGCUACUAUGGGCGCCAUCGUUGCUAUCGCGAGUCUCGAGUCACCGACGAUACCCAUGGCAGUAGGGACAUGCGAGAUUGAUGUGAGCUCGUUAGGGAAAGUACAAGGGAUCAAAGGGCAUGCGGUCCAGACGUUUCAUUGGGCAGGCGAUGAGCUAUGGUCGUGGAGCACCACAGGCAAGCCAGGCACGAACCCACCAGAUUUUCUCGGUGGAUGGGAUGACCAAGGAAGAGAGGCCGACACUAGUGUAGAAUCUGCAACCGAAGCACUGAAUCUAGGUGGCGAUCAAGACGAUGGUGGAGUGUCACUCGACGCUAAUUACACAGAGCGAUCAGGGGCAGAGAAGGCACAAGGUCUUGAAGGUGAAGAUGUGCCCAGCAAUAAGGAUUUCGUUGAAGAAGUGGAAGACAAGGAACUGACUACUAAAGAAAUUGAUGACGCUUUCAAGAAUGCUUUUCUCUACGGCGUCCGCCACCACAUUGAUCAUAACAAAGACCAGCCGAAUUAUGGCCUCGAUCUUCCUCUGUCGCAAUCAAAGGUCAUGUCUCUCCUUGUCCAACCCUUUCUUCCUACCUAUACACCGGCGCGGACCGCGUCGUUGCAGAUAAAGAAGACAAGCUGGAAGUCGCUGAAGAAAUUCCUUAAGUACCUGGAUAAGCAGCAGAUUGUGAAGUCCAAGGACAGGGACGGAAAUGAGGUUGUGAUAUUAGACAUCAACUUCGAAGAUUGCCAGGUGACCGACUUCGUUCCAUAUCGACUUCCGAAGAAGGACUCCCCAAUAUCGUCAGGCACGAACGGCAAAUCAGCGGCAACACUGUCUUCAGAGCAUGCUGUCGGGCAAAAGCUCAAACUUGUCUCCCUUCUCCGACCUAAAGAUAAGCUAGCACCUAUAUUCAACUCUCCGAAGGCCGAUCCCCGAGGUCUCUACACGGUAGUAGAGCUGAAGCAGAUUCUGACAGCCUACAUCGAGGCCGAAAACCUGGUCUCCCCAAAGAACAAGCGCCUCAUUACCAUCAACCCACAGAUCGCUAGCUCGCUGCUUGGAUCCUCAGCCGCCGAUAAUGCAGCACUAUCAGUAGGUGCGAUCACGCGUGAUGCUCUAGCCGAGCGGCUUGUCGCAGCUUGCUCUCCUUUCCAUUAUAUACUUCGUAACGACGCCGAUGUCGCCGACUCGAAGCCUAAAGCCGGCGCUCCACCGAAGAUCCAAAUCUCCCUCGAGACUCGAAGCGGGAACAAAACUGUCACGAAGAUCAGCGGCCUCGAAACAUAUUACAUAGCGCCACAGCCCUUGGCCGACGAGCUGAGGAAGAUGUGUGCAGGAAGCACAAGUGUGGAUCGGUUGGCCGGAAGUAGUCCAAAAAAUCCAGUCAUGGAGGUCAUGGUGCAGGGUCCGCAGAAGGAUGCAGUGAUCAAGGCAUUGGAGAAGAGGGGGGUGAAUAGGAACUGGGUGGAAGUAGUCGACAAGACGAAAGGGAAAAAGAAGGGCUGAAAAAUAUCACGGCUGCAAGGCUGUACUUAGAAUUAUAUAAGGACGCGCUUGACUCCGCGAUAUAGCAAGGCAAUGUCAGGUUUCAUAUGAUAGCUUGUCACGGGAAACCGCGGUCCUGCGGUACCGUAUUAUUCGAUCUAU